UGCCCUGAAACCGCCGUUGGAGAAAGUUGGAGGAAACGGGGACUUUUCGAGGGCGGUGUUGGUGAGGCUCCCCGGCAGCGCUGCCUCAGCGAAGGGCGGGUGAAGUGAGGCAACAGGUGUCCGCCGUGUCACUGAGAGGACUGAGAAAGACGAGGCCUGUGGUUUGCUAUCGAUGCAGUUCGUGGCCCACUGGCCCCACCACACUUCCCUUGUGACCUCCACUGGUGGGCCCACUCACAGUUUGCUCACAGAAUUGCAUAUAUCUGCUGGUGGCUGUCUGCUGACAGGCAGUGAAAGAUGAAUGAAUCAUUGGAGGAGAUUGCUAACAGUACAGUGAUGAUGGCUUCAGACCACAGUGUUCAGGAUUCAUCUUCACUGUUGGUGUCAAACUUAAGUCGCAUGGGUAAUAUGACCAUAAUCAUAUCAAAAAACGGGACGCCAGAGGAGGACCAGAUCUUCCUGAACACAACUGCUGCCCAGGCUCUCUCAGGGAUAUUUGUUUGGUCUGCCUUGCUCAUCACUUGUCACCAGAUCUACUCGCACCUGAGGUCAUACACGGUUCCAAACGAGCAGCGAUACAUCAUCCGCAUCCUCUUCAUCGUUCCCAUCUAUGCCUUUGACUCUUGGCUCAGCCUUCUCUUCAUCAGCAACGACCAGUACUAUGUCUACUUUGACUCUGUCCGGGACUGCUACGAAGCUUUUGUGAUCUACAACUUUCUGAGCCUGUCUUUUGAGUAUUUAGGAGGAGAGAGUGCCAUCAUGGCAGAAAUACGAGGGAAGCAAAUUCGGUCAAGUUGCCUGUAUGGUACCUGCUGCUUGGCUGGAAUGAGUUACUCCAUUGGCUUCCUGAGGUUUUGCAAACAGGCCACCCUUCAAUUCUGUGUUGUGAAACCGAUCAUGUCCCUCAUCACUAUCCUCCUGCAGGCCUUUGGCAAAUACCAUGAUGGAGAUUUUAAUGUGACAGGAGGGUACCUCUACAUUACCAUCAUCUACAACGUCUCUGUGAGUCUGGCUCUCUAUGCCCUUUUCCUCUUCUACUCCGCCACCAGUGAUCUCUUGAGGCCCUACGAACCUGUGCUCAAGUUCCUCACCAUCAAAUCAGUCAUCUUCCUCUCCUUCUGGCAAGGCAUGGUUCUGGCCAUCCUGGAGCGCUGUGGGGUGAUACCUGAGGCACUGUUAAUAGACGGCCAUAAUGUGGGCGCUGGAACUGUGGCAGCUGGUUGGCAGAACUUUAUCACCUGCAUUGAGAUGUUCUUUGCUGCCAUUGCGCUUCGCUAUGCCUUCACAUACAAUGUAUACCAGCAAAAGAAGAGCCAUGCUCCAGAUAACGUUGCCCCCAUGCACAGCAUCUCCAGUGGACUGAAGGAGACGAUCAACCCUGGAGACAUGGUCCAGGAUGCCAUCCACAACUUCUCCCCAGCCUACCAACAGUACACACAGCAGUCCACCAAGGAGGUGGUGCAGCCCAGCCAGAACGGAAAGCUCGGCCCUAGUGUCACCAAGAGCCCAAAGAAGUCUGACAAAAUCACACUGAUCGAUACGGACGAUGAGUUCUAGAGAGCAGUCCGCAGUAAGUAUUUGGGAAUGGGAGCUUGGCGGUUUUCAUACAGAACGGACUCAGAAACUCGGACCAAAAUAUUUCAGACUGGCAUGAUCUUGUGUGAUUUACUUAAUCCUAAAUUGAUCUGGGUCCUCUUACGCCCCCACUGAUGAAGGCAUGUUAAUAAUAGACAUCCACUGAUUCCAGUGAAAAUGAGUUUAUUAAGUAAUAUGAAGGGAUUAACAGAAUUAACGCACUUGCCUGUUAGCACCGGGGAAAAGAGGCCACUUCGCGCUGUUUAGUCACAUUGCUCAUCCGUACCCCUGCUCUGUUCUAGCAGCUGGAGGAUGGACACGCUGCUACUGAAGUCCCCUCUGACUCCUGGCUGUGCAACAGCCUGGUGGAUAAAUGAAAAGGGUGGGAUAUGGAUUGGGCGUUCACACCGCUCACUCUGGCUGCAACUGACACUUCACAGAGCGGCUCUCGCAUGCGCCCGUUUGAAGUAUUUGCCCAGGGGCCCUCCGCUGGGGUCUCCUGACAAACGGAACCGUCUCUCAAAGACACCUCGGCUUUGGAGCGCACACUUCAAACUGUUUACCUAGACCCUUUGAGACACUUCACAUCUCUCACAUCACGGACAAAAUGGAGUUGCUUGCAGUGACUGGGAAGCUCUUUCGUUUUCUUGCCACGCACUCCAACUAUGGCAGAUCUGAUGAAAAUCAGGGAAUUUCACCAUCUUAAUUGUAAAUAACUUGUAUAAGACUAUUAUUUGGUUAGUUGUACAGGUUUUGUUUGGGAGUGUAUAGGGGAUGAAUUGGUUUGAAUUAUGUCCUAUCCACUGUUAUACCCCCCCACCCCGAACCACUCCCCCAUGAAUUUGUCAGUUAGUAAGUCACAGAAUGGCACAGAUUAACUAGUUUAAGUUUAGUUUAGUAAAAUAUUGUGUUUUUAACAAGCCAUAGGCCUGUUGAAUAAUCUGUUUCUCAGCAGGACUUUGAAACCAUUUUAGAAGAAUGGUUUACUAAACAAUAAUACAGUUUUCUUUUUAAGUAAUAUUGAUGCAGUGAUGUCCACAAACUGUCUUAUCACAAUUGGCUAAGCUUUUACAGGGGAUCAGCCAUUGAACUAAGUAGUUAAGUUUUAAAACCUUUCAAUCGACCCUAGUAGUGCAUAUUGGAGAACACCUUUUCAUUUCUUAAUUGGUUUUCCAAAGUCUCAAUAUGUAAUUUAUUGUUUGUGGCAAUCCAAACUGCCUCAAUCAAUCCUGAACCUUUAAUAUACACGUUGUAUUAGGAGCGGGGCUCAUUUAUGCAACUUGUCUUCUGUUGUGCCAAUGAUAACAGCCUUAUAGAUGCUGGUGAAAGCAGAUUUAAGGUUCUGUGGUAACUUAAAAUUGUACAUUAUAUGCUAUAUUCCAUGAAUCACCUGAGCUUAGGUAGAUUUAAUUAAUAAGCCGUGCAUUUUCAUUAUUUUGUGGGUUGUUUAACUCUUAAAAUGGUCAUGCUUAUAAAAGCUUCUCAUGAAUUAAAAGAAUGAAUAGUAGA
Molecule: messenger RNA, 3084 nt
Organism: Pygocentrus nattereri (red-bellied piranha)
Lineage: Eukaryota; Metazoa; Chordata; Actinopteri; Characiformes; Serrasalmidae
Gene: tmem184a
Product: transmembrane protein 184a
Exons: 10
Coding region: 298-1557 (419 amino acids)
Biological process (GO): transport
Cellular component (GO): early endosome membrane
Molecular function (GO): transporter activity
Source: RefSeq, a predicted model, not a curated record